Acytostelium subglobosum LB1 is the source of this 3120-nucleotide messenger RNA. RefSeq lists its product as hypothetical. The transcript has a single exon. The annotation marks the transcript as partial. The record is from RefSeq and is a predicted model, not a curated record. Lineage: Eukaryota; Evosea; Eumycetozoa; Acytosteliales; Acytosteliaceae.
UCAAGCGGCAACCCAAACAAUAUGCUUGGUAAUAAUUUACGCUCACCUUAUGGUAGCGCACAUAGGAAUGACAGUAUGCUAAUGUCAGGCAUCAGUGGCACGGGCUCCAACAGGAACCUGAAGCCACGUCCAUCGUCCAACAACCUGAAGUGGAAGUGGAACACCAAGGACAAGCCCAGUGACAGCAGAGAGAAGAAGAAGACCUCGGGCAGAAAGGACUCUGAGCGCAAGAUCAAGGGCACAUCAAACGGCAUACUCAAGAAGAAGAACACUAUAAUGGACUUUGGCAACAGUGAUGGAUUCAAUGGCGGUGGCGUUGGCGAGAACGUCACCGAGGGCCUGCCAAUCACCGAUGGCGGCGACGACCGUAGCCAGCAAGGUCCCUCAUCCAGCGGACCUCAUGUGGACUUGGCCGCCGCGUCCAAGGACAAGCAGGACACUGAGCCAAUGUUUGACCCGGACCUUUCGCCCGAGGAGAUGGAGGAGAAGAUCCGCCAACACAAGGCAUUCCUGCAACAGGGCAAGGAUGGCGCGUCCACCGGUACACUGACCAAGAAGAAGUCCCAACACAAUCUGAGGCGCAAGCUCACGUCCAACACGAUGCAAGACCAGUCUUUCGAGACGCUCGAGUCAAUCAUUGGUGAGGAGAAGAAGGAGGUGGUCUUUGAGCUCAAGCCGUACUUCUCGCACACAAUCCUGCAGGCGACAAUGGCCGUGUUCCUCGUGUGGAACUUGUUCUACUUUGCAUACCGUGCUGGCUGGACGAUCAACACGUUCGACAUGUUCACGAUGGCUUUCUCGGCGAUCUUCUACGCCGUCGAGUUCAUCUCUUUCCUGGCCACCAUCCUGCAUUUCAACAACUUCACCAACCCGGCCACUAUGAUCCUGGUCACCACGCUCGAGCAGAUCCUCACCAAGCGUCGCAAGAAGUUCCCCACCGUCAUGAUGUACAUCACCACCUACAAGGAGCCACCCUCCAUCGUAUCCAGGACAUUCCGCACCACCAUGUCCAUGGACUACCCAGGCGAGAACCUUUGGGUCGGUCUGCUGGACGACUCAAUCAACUUCCGUGAGUCGCGUGGUUGGGCGCAUCUCCAGUCCGUCGAGAAGAACUUCCUGAUGCAGCUGCUGCAGCGUUCGAUCUACGCCGUGCAUCAGAUCGCGCCACCAGUCGCCCAUCCCAACGAAGACCCACACGGUAUCCUCAGCGAGACUUCCGACCGCAUUGAGAAGACCACCCGCGAGAUCAUUGAGAAUGAGGUGCAAUGGUUCGUCGAGUUCUUCCUGCUCAACUCGUGGUUUGGAAUCAAUCGCGAGGACUCGCACGAUCCCACCGAGGCUGAGCGCACGUUCCUGGCCAUGCUGCGUGAGGACCACUUCUCGCCAUACCGCACGUUUGAUGCUGCUGAGCGUGAGAUGAUCGACAACUUCUCCAUCGAAUCGCUGCAGUCACUCUGGCACGGAAACGCCAUGUACCGUCCACUGAUCCGUUCGGUGCUCAUGCGCAAGGAGUACGUCAAGAACUUCAUCCUGGAGCACAACCUGUCGUACCGUCUGCGUUUCCUCAACGUCGAAGCACUCAACCUUGCACAGUACGCGGUGCUCAUGAUGGGUCGUCACGAGCUGCCAUUCGACGAGGUGUCAACUGGAAAUGUGCGUAUUGACUUUGAGCCAACAGGCAGCAUUGUGUCUCCCCGCUGCACCUACCUGCGUCGCAAGAAGCCACCCAUUCCUCACAACAAGGCCGGUAACAUCAACAAUGGUGUGUUCAACGAGUCGACCAAGGCGGACUUUGAGUUCAUCGGUCUGCUCGAUGCCGAUCAGCAGCCACAUCCCGACUUCCUCAAGCGUGUGAUGCCCUACUUCUACAGUGACGAGGGUGCCGAGCUGGCCUUUGUGCAGACGCCCCAGUUCUUCAGUAACAUCUACCCCGUGGACGACCCGUUGGGACAUCGUAACAUGGAGUUCUACGGUCCUGUAAUGGAGGGUCGUUCGGCCAACAACGCCUGCCCAUUCGUAGGAACCAACGCCAUCUUCCGUCGCCAGCCACUCUAUGACAUUGGAGGCAUUAUGUACAACUCUGUGACAGAGGACAUGUAUACCGGUAUGAAGCUGCAGGUGUCUGGCUUCAAGUCGUGGUACCACAACGAGGUGCUGGUGGUCGGUACUGCGCCCGUCGAUCUCAAGGAGACGCUGGAGCAGCGUAAACGUUGGGCUCAGGGUGCCGUAGAGAUCUUCUCGCUGACGCCCUGGAUGUACAUUCAAGGCAAGCUUGGAUGGCGCAAGAUGCUCUACAACAUGGACUCGUGUAUCUAUCCAUUCCUGUCGCCAACUGCCUUCUUCUACGGUAUUGCCCCAUUGAUGAUGUGUCUGUGGACAGUGCCAAUCGUCGUCAAGGACCCUGUGAUCUUCAUUCUCGUGGGUAUGAUUCCAGUCAUGAUCUUGCCAAGAAUCAUUCAAUACAUGAUCCUGCGUGCCAAGAGACCCUAUGAGCAGGGCAAGAGUGGACCAUCUCUUUGGGUCGAGCCCACUGAUCUCUGGAGAGCCGAGCAGACAUUCUUUGGAUUUGCUGGCACAUACUGUUCCGCUUGGAAGGCUGGCUCGGCGUCGAUCGUCCGUCUGCUCAAGAGUCGCAAGAUCAGCCGUCAUAAGCUGGCCAUGUGGAACUGGAAGCGUGACUUUGUCAAGAAGCCCGUCAUCACUGAAGGAUUCCGUCAGUCCAAGCUGGUGAAGCAGGGCGACGUCGAGGAGGAGAAAGGCCCAAGAAAGGCCGAGCAGUCCUUCCGUUCGUCCAACAAAGAGUCCGACACGAUCAAGAACUCUCGUCUGUUCCUUGCCAAUCUGGGCAUGUUUGGAGCCAACGUCCUGGCCAUCCUGCUGACAUUCCUGCGUUUCAACUGUUUCCAAGAUGAGAUGUGGCUGCUGAUGGUCGUGGCUGGCUUUGCCUUUUCGACCUGCUGGCAUCUUUGGUCAUUCAUUCCAAUGGCUCUGCGUCAGUCCGAGAAGCAGUGGCCAUACGCAUCAUCCUACCAUGCACACAACAUUGUAAUCUUUAUGAUUCUGGCAUUCCUGGUACUUCUAUUCGUCAAGGUGCGUGUCUGUAUCCCACGUGUCAACUAA